AUGUCUUCCUUCUUCCAACCUGCGCCUGAGCCCAAGAGCCUUUUGGGCCGGCAUAGAAUCCUUGCUCCAACUGCCGGUGUCCGAGUCAGCCCGCUCUGCCUCGGUGCCAUGAACUUUGGCGAUGCAUGGUAUGAUUUCAUGGGCAAAUGUGACAAGAAGACGUCCUUUGAGAUUCUCGACUAUUUCUACGAGCAGGGCGGUAACUUUAUCGACACUGCCAACAACUACCAGUCCGAAGAAUCCGAGCAAUGGCUCGGCGAGUGGAUGAAAGAGCGCGGCGUCCGGAACCAAUUCGUCAUUGCGACCAAAUACAGCACUGCGUACCGGACGGCGCACAAGCACACGGAGAGCAUGAGCACGACAGUCGGUAACUCGAAGAAGAGCCUGCACAUCUCUCUGCACGACAGCUUGAGGAAGCUCCAGACUGAUUAUAUCGACUUGCUGUACGUCCACUGGUGGGACUAUGCCACGUCUAUUCCCGAAGUCAUGCAAGCUCUCGACGCCUUCGUCAAGGCAGGUAAAGUGCUAUAUCUCGGAAUCAGCGACACUCCCGCCUGGAUCGUCAGCAAAGCCAACGAAUACGCACGCAAUCACGGCCUUACCCCCUUCAGUGUGUACCAAGGGCAAUGGAACGCCGCAGUGCGCGACUUUGAGCGGGAAAUCAUCCCCAUGUGUCGCGCCGAGGGGAUGGCACUUGCGCCCUGGCGCGCCUUGGGCGGCGGCAACUUCAAGUCCGCCGAGCAACAAAAGGACCCCGAGGGCCGCAAAAUGUAUCCAUUGACGGACAAGGACAAGGCCAUUUCCGCCGCGCUCGAAAAGAUUGCCGAGCGCAAGGGAACUGCCAUAACAAGCAUUGCGCUGGCCUAUGUCAUGCACAAGACGCCCUACGUGUUUCCCAUUGUGGGCGGGCGCAACAUCAAGCAUCUCAAGGGCAAUAUCGAAGCGCUGGGCAUCGUGCUGUCCGAAGAAGAGAUCAACGAGAUUGAAGAAGCCAGUCCGUUUGAUCCCGGGUUCCCACAUACGUUUUUGAGUCUCGGGGGCUCUCAUAAGGCCGCGUAUACCGCCAAGGACGUCGGAUUUAUUGGUCUUGCCACGCAUAUGGACUAUGUCGACGAUCCAAAGGUAUUAUCCCAUUGCCAGCUAUUCAUUUCACCCUUUUCAAUUUUUAUUUUCAUUUUCCUUGCCAUAUUACCACAUUGCUUUCGCGCAUAA
Messenger RNA from Xylona heveae TC161, 1212 nucleotides. RefSeq names its product Aldo/keto reductase. Lineage: Eukaryota; Fungi; Ascomycota; Xylonomycetes; Xylonales; Xylonaceae. The record is from RefSeq and is a predicted model, not a curated record. The coding region runs from base 1 to 1212 and encodes 403 amino acids. The transcript is spliced from 6 exons. Gene Ontology annotation, molecular function: oxidoreductase activity.